This is a messenger RNA of Gongylonema pulchrum, 477 nucleotides long. NCBI's taxonomy places the organism in Eukaryota, Metazoa, Nematoda, Chromadorea, Rhabditida, Gongylonematidae. The record is from the annotation of a GenBank genome assembly.
AUGAAUAUGGAUAAGGAGCGCGUCGCAAAUGCGAAUGCAAUAAGAUUUCGGCGACACCUCGACCCGGAAAAGAAAGGAGAAGCAGAAAGAGUAAUGAACUCUGAAGCGGUGAGGAAUAGCAAACUUAUAGAUCCCGUACUCAGACCAAGCGAAAGAGAAACAGAUGAUGCGGCAAUGCUAAACUGUAGAUCCACUCAAGGAACAGUAAGGAAGUGUGAAGAAAAUGCUCUGGAGAUGCAACGCCGAACAGAAAUAACGGAACUGCUAAUUCAUGAACGGCCGACUUUACAAGGCCGACCAACGUUAUAUUCGGACAUCUUCAAAUCUACUGCCAAACGUUACGACCGACGGGUAACACGUCGCCCGUUCUGCUUGCUUUUCAUGACAAAGAAAAUCGAGCUGCUGAAACUAUCAAUCAGUAUGUUAUUAUGUUUUCGGAAAAAAAGAAUUCACCAUCGGAUCGACUCACUGCAGUGA